AUGAAGUGUGUUUAUCUCAUCGUUCCAUUUCUUCACUUCACUUUCUCAGAGUUUCAGGUCGUGGGUCCACCUGAUCCUCUUAUUGCAUUAGCUGGAUCUGAUCUGGUUCUGCCAUGUUCUGUGCAACCCAGCAUGAGUGCGGUGGACAUGAAUAUCAACUGGACGAGAGCAGACCUAAAAAACACACUAGUGCAUGUCUACAAGGACCACAGGGAAAGAAACGAUGAUCAGGACCCUUCUUACAGAGGAAGGACGGCUCUAUCUGAAGAGAAUCUACAACAAGGCAACACCUCACUGCUUCUGUCCAAAGUCAGAGGGUCUGAUGAGGGAAAAUACACAUGUUCUAUCAGGGCCAAAUCUGGAUUUGGUGAUUACACUUUUGAAGUGAAAGUUGAAGCUAUUGGAACACACCCACUGAUCACUGUGGAGAGCUACGAUAGCUCAGGAGGGGUCAGUUUACUGUGUGAAUCUAAAGGUUGGUGGCCUAAGCCUGAUCUUGAGUGGCUGGCCAGUAAUGGAGCUAAUGUGAUCGGAGUUACAGAAACAGACAGCGACACAGGGAGCUUCAACGUGAAACACCGUAUCACUGUAUAUAACAGUGACAGCAACAAGUUUUACUGCAGAGUGAAACAGAGGGAUCACAUGAUGGAGGCAGAGAUCAUCAUCUCAGGUAAGUUACACCGCUAAAACCCUUUAACAG
Molecule: messenger RNA, 700 nt
Organism: Colossoma macropomum (tambaqui)
Lineage: Eukaryota; Metazoa; Chordata; Actinopteri; Characiformes; Serrasalmidae
Product: butyrophilin subfamily 3 member A2-like
Exons: 3
Coding region: 1-687 (228 amino acids)
Source: RefSeq, a predicted model, not a curated record